GUCGGCUGGUAGAGAAUGAUCGGAGUAAUAUCGUACGGCAAUAGAAAACGAGGAUCAAACUGUUUCAAUAGUAAGCCCAGAGGAAACGGUGGAAAACGUGCCAGAAGGACACGAAAUUCACGCAACCAUGCAUCGUCGGAAGCGACGAAUGGACGAGGUAAUAAUAUCAGUGCUGGCCACGAGAGAGCGCUAGCGUUGAUCAACUGUGGCCAAGAGCUGACAGCGAAGAAGAACCGAGCGAAAACGGCAGUGGUGGCGAAAAAGAAGCGCCGCCGAACAGCGAAACCAGCAAGCAGCAGACGUAGCUCAGUGUCAGUGACAGCAGCGAGUAAAAAACAAGAACAAGUACGAUCGACAAGUUCGGCAAGUUUGGCCGAUGGUGGUGCUGCUGGUAAAAUGUGCGAAAAUAAUCCCGUUCCGUCUGGAGGUUCGGGUAGGAAACGGGGUCACCAGCAUCAUCCGAGGUUCAGCGGCAGCAGGAAAUCCAAUGUACCAGCCGAGGACGUGAUUGCAGCGCUGAGAGGUGCCUUCGACAUCAGCGGAUCAUUUACGACGGGAGGCGGAGGCAGUAUUAGCAGCAGCUCGUCAUCGUCGUCACUGCUGAUUGGCAACAGUAUAGUAAACACAGACAUAAUCAUUAGCAACGACGAGAAUGCAAAUCCCCAGCAGAUUGUCACCGGAGCGGGGGUGGAAGACAAACAAUCGAUGUCGAUGACAAUCGAAGCUGAUAAUGACGAUGGUGGUGUUGAAACUGAUGACGGCGAUAUCGCUUGCAAUGAUGAUGAUCUUGUAAAUAAUAAUAGCAGCAAUCUAUGCCAGGAUCUCAACCCGGAAGUGGAACUGUAUCACGAUACCAGUAAAAGUAUAAUAGAAGACGACGAAAGGCUGAUAGAUGAAAGUGAUGAGUUGAUUGAUCAACAACAAAGUAAAACCAACAACACCAGCAACAGCAAUAGUCUAGUUAGUAGCGAUAUAAGCAAUAGCACGACUAGUAAUGUAAUAGUGAUAGACGAUGACGAAGAUGAUGACGGAAGAGGAAGUGCUGCUAGUGGGGAACCGUUGGAGAUAAUCAAGCUGGAAGAAGUGCCCAGCGGUCAGGAGCUAGUCAAGCAAAUUAGCAAAAAGCUAAAACGCAGCAAAAAGAGUCCGUCCUCGGAUGAUUCUAGCAGCGCCAGCGCUGGCCGGAAGAAAUCCAAUACUAGUAGCAAGAAAUCUUCCAAAAAUUCCGAUGGCAGCAGUAAUGGCAAGCAGCGGAAAAAGAUCCGGGCUUCAACGGGUGAUAUUUCCAAACUGGAACGAGCGCUGGGAGACGGAGCACCGUGCGAUGACGGUGGAGCAGCAGCAGACGAGAAUGAUCCGGACGCGGCGGAAUGGGCCAAAUUGCGGUGUACUAGCGAGCGGACUGAGGUCAUCGCCGAAAGGGAACAUCGACGGCAGAAACGAUGCGCGGACUAUCCAGGGCUGGCGUUCGGACGGUCCAUAUUCAGCUCGGAUACGAUGAUGAAAUUCAACAUUAUCCGGAACGAGCUGCACAAUAUCAUGAAGACACAACUGAAACGGGCCGAAUCCGAAGUCGCUGCCCUGAACCGUCGUAUUCAGCUGUUGGAGGAAGAUCUGGAACGUUCGGAAGAACGUCUGGCUUCCGCCACGGCUAAGUUGUCAGAGGCUUCGGCGGCUGCUGAUGAGAGCGAACGGAUUAGAAAAGCCCUUGAAAACCGUACAAACAUGGAAGACGAUAGAGUAGCGAUACUGGAAGCACAAUUAUCCCAGGCUAAGCUAAUAGCAGAAGAAGCAGACAAAAAAUACGAAGAGGUGGCCCGGAAGCUCGUACUCAUGGAACAGGACCUGGAGCGUUCCGAAGAGAAGGUCGAAAUGAACGAAAGCAAGAUCGUUGAGCUUGAGGAGGAGCUGCGUGUUGUCGGUAACAACCUGAAGUCGCUGGAAGUCUCGGAAGAGAAGGCUAACCAACGUGAAGAGGAGUACAAGAACCAGAUCAAGACCCUCACGACCCGUCUAAAGGAGGCUGAAGCUCGCGCUGAAUUCGCUGAACGUUCCGUUCAGAAGUUGCAGAAGGAAGUCGACAGACUCGAGGACGAUCUUAUGCACGAGCGUGCAAAGAACAAAAUGCUCCAGGAGGAAAUGGAAGCAACCCUGCACGAUAUUCAGAACAUGUAACUGUGGCAACCGAUGCGAACACAGUAACUACUACGACUACUAUACUACAACUACAAACAGCAACAAACCAAUCAAUCAAGUUGGCGGGAUAGAUGCUGAUUAAGUGAAAAGUAAAAAAAAAAUAAUAUGGACCCACUAGUCCUCGGGUGCCGUUAAACACUUUUCUCCGGACAGCAUUGUUGUUCUACUUUGCGCGUCGCUGCUGUUACUCAUCGCGUUAUUUGUAGCUGUCACGUCUUUUUUCUGGUUGAAAAAAGAUUCACUUAACAUUCUACAAGUUUACAGUUAAGGAUGAAUCUGUAGCACACACACACACACUUACCAACACACAAACACAUACCAACACAAAAACACGUAAACACAAUCGAGAAGAAAACUAGGAAUGUUUAAGAGGGCGACAUCUACCGGGUCUUGACCGGUAGCUUGCUGCGAACGAAUUGUACAUUCACAUGCCAAGGAAAAGACAAACAUUCCGCGAACAUUCACAAAUCUUUUGAGGUCAAUCAAGAAAGACAUUUUUCUCUUGUUAAGUAGAAAGUAGUAAAGGACACCUUUCAUCUAAUAGGAUAUAACCGUUACUGCCCUUUAUUUUACUGGAAUAAUCCCCCAUCCUUCCGAUUGUUUUGCAAUUUAUUAUUAUUUCUCUUUCAAAGCAAAUUUUCUCUUGUCUUCCGGUUGCCUUGCGUUUCGUAGUAGAGUUUAUUUAGAUAACGCGCAUUUAAACGUCAAUCAAAUGCAUUUAUAGCAACAAUUUUGAAAGAUGAAAAAACAUGAACAAAUCAAGUUUAGAGUGUGUGUCAACAAAGGCAGCAAAAAUAAUUAAAACGAUGAUAGAAAUAAUCAGUAAUAAUAAAUUGCACAAAAAAUGGAACACUCUCCAGAUAAGUUACACCCAUAGAGUUUUAAGUAGUUUGAAGCAGUCGAAUCGAUGAUACGUAUAUGUGUAUUUACUGAAAUUGUAGAAACGGGAAAUCAGAUCAUGGAAAAACAGUUUUGACAGAACACGAACGUCUACUCUCGUCGCCUUACUUUCAUUUCGGUAGGAUUUUACACUUGAGUCCUCUUCUUAAUUUUAGUUUAUUAUGUUUCUUUCUGCAAUAAGUUAUCCCUAUUUUUUAUUUAGUUCGGAACAGAGAAGAUUAAAUGAAGAGUAAUUUAUGAGAAAGCAGUUUUAACGGAUAAUUUUAAGGAUCAGCAUGAGAUAUUUCAGAAGAAAGGAAACUGUCGGCGGUGAAAAAUUGAUCGGAAGAAUUGUAUGGGAACGCGUUAGUUAAUCUGUUAAUGUGCCUUCAACUGUCAUUUUGGGAAGAGAUCCCCUUUUCCGAUUGAUUUUGAGCCGCAUUUAAUUGGAAAUUUUGUGGCAUAGCCAUUUUGAGAGUAUUUUUUGCUUUUCUUUCAUCGGAAGCUAAACUAAGCGCAGUAAGUUGUAAGGACCGUGUACAUUCAAUUCCACCAAGUCCAUUCCACAAAUGAACACAAAACACACAAACAUUCUCUGUACGUAAUUGCAUACCUUCGGCGGAUCCUGCGGAAUCAGAUUGAACUGUAUGUAAGAAUGUACACGUAGACUUCACGAUCAAUACUGUUUAGCAUUUAGGAAUUUAAAAAGCAUUCAUUUCAACUUUGCCAAUAAACCAGCAAGACCAACAACAUCAACAACAACAACAACAAAAAGAAACUACAGCAACUAUAAAAUGAUAUCAUAUUUGAGUGUUUAUAAUAAUAUAUUAUUUUAUUUAAAGCCGA
Molecule: messenger RNA, 3921 nt
Organism: Ochlerotatus camptorhynchus
Lineage: Eukaryota; Metazoa; Arthropoda; Insecta; Diptera; Culicidae
Gene: Tm1
Product: tropomyosin 1
Exons: 8
Coding region: 16-2175 (719 amino acids)
Biological process (GO): actin filament organization; muscle contraction
Cellular component (GO): actin filament
Molecular function (GO): actin filament binding
Source: RefSeq, a predicted model, not a curated record